AUGCCCGCAGGUUUCCCCGUGCCGUGUGCAGAGUGCGUCAGCUCGCUGCUGAGGUGCUGCCGCCUCAGCGACGCCGCGCACCAGCACCAACAUCAACAUCAAGUACCCUCCGCCUUCCCGGAACACGAGAGGACAGGCGGCCCACACGCGCGCGACCGCAGCCGGCGCGUAAACACGGCCGAGUGGGACCGGAUCUUGCAGCUGUCCGAGGGCCACGGCUCGCCGCCCGCCGUCUCCGGCGCCCUGCACGUGCACGCGGGGGUGCGCAAGCGGUCGUGGUCGCGCGCUGUCUUCUCCAACCUGCAGCGCAAGGGCCUGGAGAAGCGCUUCCAGCUGCAGAAGUACAUCACCAAGCCGGACCGGCGGCAGCUCGCCGCCACGCUCGGCCUCACAGACGCGCAGGUGAAGGUGUGGUUCCAGAACCGGCGCAUGAAGUGGCGCCACAGCAGGGAGGCGAAGGCGGCGUCCGCGCCGGCGCCCGCCCCCGCCGCCCCCGCCACCGGAGACGCCGCCGUCGACUCCACGCAGCGCGACCCGCCCGACGGCGACGGCGACGGCGACGCGGCGCUGGUGGGCGUGCAGGCCAUCGACAGCGGCUGA
This is a messenger RNA of Schistocerca nitens (vagrant locust), 600 nucleotides long. Its product is annotated as H2.0-like homeobox protein. Gene Ontology annotation, biological process: regulation of DNA-templated transcription. Gene Ontology annotation, molecular function: sequence-specific DNA binding; DNA-binding transcription factor activity, RNA polymerase II-specific. The transcript has 5 exons. The record is from RefSeq and is a predicted model, not a curated record. The coding region runs from base 1 to 600 and encodes 199 amino acids. NCBI's taxonomy places the organism in Eukaryota, Metazoa, Arthropoda, Insecta, Orthoptera, Acrididae.